This is a messenger RNA of Pseudoliparis swirei, 2231 nucleotides long. RefSeq names its product cytohesin-3-like. The transcript is spliced from 13 exons. The record is from RefSeq and is a predicted model, not a curated record. Bases 215 to 1399 code for a protein of 394 amino acids. Gene Ontology annotation, molecular function: guanyl-nucleotide exchange factor activity. Gene Ontology annotation, biological process: regulation of ARF protein signal transduction. NCBI's taxonomy places the organism in Eukaryota, Metazoa, Chordata, Actinopteri, Perciformes, Liparidae.
CACACCGCCGUCACACACCUCUGAAAUCCCCCCUUCCGACAACGAGAGGACCUCCCUGUAAUUCACACCCGGACCGCGGCUCUCCUCUUCUAUCCGUCUCCUUUUGUACUGUAUUAUCCCGGUUCUCCUCCACUUCAUCUGUCCGUGAACGCACCGGCUCGUUGGACGGACUGUCAGCGUUAAAAAAGACCCUCUCAACACCUUCCUGGUCAGUAUGGACGAGGACAACCACGUUCCCGAGGAUCUGUCCCUGGAGGAGAGCGAUGAGCUAUCGAACAUCCGACGCAGGAAGAGAGAGCUGCUCGAUGAUAUUGAGAGGUUGAAGUUUGAGAUCGCGGAGGUCAUGACGGAGAUAGAGCAGCUGACGUGUGUUGGAGAAAGUAAAACAACCCAGAGGAACAAACAGAUCGCCAUGGGCAGGAAGAAGUUCAACAUGGACCCGAAGAAGGGCAUCCAGUUCCUGCUGGAGAACGACCUCCUGCAGCACACCCCUGAAGUCAUCGCCCAGUUCCUCUACAAAGGCGAGGGCCUCAACAAGACCGUCAUCGGGGAUUACCUGGGCGAGCACGACGAGUUCAACCUCAAGGUGCUGCAGGCCUUCGUGGAGCUGCACGAGUUUGCGGACCUCAAUCUCGUCCAAGCACUCCGCCAGUUCCUCUGGAGUUUCCGGUUGCCGGGCGAAGCCCAGAAGAUCGACCGCAUGAUGGAGUCGUUCGCCUCGCGGUACUGCCAGUGCAACCCCGGAGUCUUCCAGUCCACAGAUACCUGCUACGUGCUGUCGUUCGCCAUCAUCAUGCUGAACACCAGCCUGCACAACCCCAACGUCAGAGACAAGCCGCCCGUGGAGCGCUUCAUCUCCAUGAACAGAGGCAUCGACGAGGGAGGAGACCUCCCAGAGGAGCUCCUCAGGAACCUGUACGACAGCAUCAAAAACGAGCCCUUCAAAAUCCCGGAAGAUGACGGGAACGACCUGACGCACACGUUCUUCAACCCCGACAGAGAAGGCUGGCUCUUGAAGCUCGGCGGCCGCGUGAAGACGUGGAAGAGACGGUGGUUCAUUCUGACCGACAACUGCCUCUAUUACUUUGAAUACACAACGGAUAAAGAGCCUCGUGGGAUUAUUCCUCUGGAGAACCUCAGCAUCCGAGAGGUGGACGAGCCCCGGAAACCUAACUGCUUCGAGGUCUACAACCCCGGCCACAAAGGUCAGGUGAUCAAGGCCUGCAAGACGGAGGCGGACGGGCGGGUCGUCGAGGGCAACCACGUGGUGUACAGGAUAUCGGCCCCCACGCCGGAGGAGAAGGACGAGUGGAUCAAAUCCAUCAAAGCGAGCAUCAGCAGGGAUCCCUUCUACGACAUGCUGGCCACCAGGAAGCGGAGGAUCGCCAACAAGAAAUGAUGAGCGAGCGCCUUUUCGACCGCUUCGCCGCCGCUUCGGCCGGGACCGGCAGAGUCCCGGCAGCACGAGCGCGUGUGCGUCACGUUUGUUUCUCUUCCAGGUCUGGAGGAUGAGCAGCAGACACAGGUCGGGGUCCUCUAGUUCAUUUCCACCUGAAGUUCUCGUCCCCCCCCCCCCCCGAGACGGGCCCUGGACACAGAUGUUAUUUUUUGGGGGGACUGCCUGCAAAAGAAACUCUACUAAGCUGACAAGAAAAAUAAAAGAAAUGGAUAAAUGAAUGAGCCGUGACUGGAAUCGUGGCAAAUGGGACGAGACCACCCUCUGCUGGACACACGAGGCGCUACAUCUACGGGAGGAUUUCAACCCUGAAUAUUCCUCCUCCUCCUCAUUUGGCAUCCCUUUCAUUUGGACUCCCAGAUGCCAGUCAACAUUUUGUCUUCAACUGAAAUAUUCAGAAAGCCUCAAUCUUAUGAAAUCAGCUGGUCUGAUUUUUAACCCCUCGAGUGACUGAAUCUGUACACACAGAUUUAUUCGACACUCAUAUCGAGUGUAAUGAACCUUUUUAUGCGAGCGCAGUUUUGAAAAGCUAUAAACAUCCAUGAUUGAUUCUGUAAACGGUCAUUUGAUGUAUUGACGAUCCACCUCCUGUGUUCAAGUUUAUUUUGUAUUUAUUUUCUUGAUUUUUGUUUUAACAACAAAAAAAGGAUCGCCCCCCCCCCCCGAUUUACAUGAUGCAUGUAUAGGACAUAUUGUACAUACUGUUUUCUUUUCUCCCUUCUCUGUUGUGUUGGUGGAGCAUGUAAAUCAUAAAGGGCCGCAGCCGAUACCCGUU